AUUUACAUUUAUGAGAUACGAGAACACACUCUCGGAGUACUGCGAAGCUCACAUUCGAUCUCUGUGAAACGACAACGAAUGCUCGGAUGCGCUCUCAGAUCGAACAAACAGCCUGCAUAUAUCUGAAAGUGUAUUAGAAGUGUAGCUACACACAGUCAAUAAAAUAGUUAGUUGUGCAGCUCGCCGACAAUAAACAAGGUAGGGGGAAUAGAGUUGUAUUUAGAAAACCCUGUCCAGCAUAAAUAACACCGACUUGAGUGCACUCCUAAAUACGUAGUAAGAAUUAGAGGAGAACCACGUACAUGCACAAAGCGGCCAGUGAGAACUAGUUUUCCAAGGGCUCUUCAGUCUACACGUGCCAAUUUCACCCACCACAUGUGAGUUUAUUCACGUGACAUGUGCAUAUAACUGAACAAUAGUGAUUACGAAAAGGAUGAUGGUAAAAUUCGAUCAGCUUCUGGGUAAGCGGUCUUCCUUGAUGCGAUAUAUUCCACGUGGCGGUGUAAGUUAUCUGUUGGUUUCACUAUGUAUAUUGGUGGCGUGUGCGUCGUAUUUAAGACACUCGAACGAUGACACACAGGAUAUACAAAUCACCAGGUCCACGCUACUAGACUCAGGUACGGAUCAACAACAGCUGACAGAUAAUAACGAUGAUAGGUAUACUACCGGGGAAGUAUUGCUGGAUGGCAAGAAUGCCGAGUAUCAAGUGACAUCGCAAAGCACACAAAUUCAGGGGAAUGCUGGUGUGAUAGACUCAAAUAUGGUGGAGUAUAAUCCCAAAGAGGACCGGACACAAGCUAUUCAACGUGGUAAACAAGUCAUGGCAGAAUCGCGUAUGAUUAUCAUUGGGCUUGUUAAGAACAUGGGUGAUCUAUUAGCUCAAGGCAACAUCACGCGACGCAUAGAGCAAGUAGGGGAGAUGUUCAAGGAUUAUAAGGUGCUGGUGAUUGAGAAUGACUCCACAGACGACACAGUAACUCACUUGAGAAAUUGGAGUAAGGUCAAUGAGCGCGUGCAGAUCAUAUCCUCAGAGUUCAAAUUCGACAAGGAUUUCGGCAAGAGCACGAACCACAUCAGGUUCAAGCGCAUGGCGCUUAUACGUAAUAUAUACAUGCUCGAGUUAGCUAUCAACCCGCUGUAUGCGGAUGCCGACUAUGUGUCGCUGUUAGAUAUGGAUAACAGAGAAGGGUGGAGUUUAGAUGGGUUGGCCACAUCAUUUGCCUUACCCCAAUCCUAUCUACCUAAAGAAAAGGGUGCGGCAUUCGCUGAGCAGCCUCUGGAAUGGGAUGUGGUGUGUGCCAACGGGCAGCUCAACUUCCCGGCCCUGGCUUGGGAGUAUAGCCCUCCUGGGAAACCAAGUGUUAAGGAGCUCGUACAGAAGCAUAAGGGACUGGAUGCGAUGAUCAAGGCUACACGCGGAAUGCGCGAGCCCCCGCACAGAUACGCCGAGUUUGCUGGCUUGGUUGCGAAUGGCACGUACGAGUAUGCCCGACAUGCGUACGAGUUGGUGGUGAAGCAUACCAAGCACUACGUGUACACCAAGGUAACCAAGGAGACCAAUGAGGACUACGGCGGGUGCCACGAUGUAGAUAUGGGCGGGGAGUUACAAGGCGAGGGUGUUCCCGGAUUGAUCGCGUUCAUAGGGGCGCAACUGAAGGCCAAACAAGACAAAGCUGUCCAGGUCAUCGUGCAGAACCGGGUACGUAGUAAAGAAGACCAGGCAAAGGGUGGCCCUGAUAACGAGUCGGGUGUGGAUCCCGAGAUUAUGGAGAGUGCCAAAGCGGCUGCGAUUGGGUUUACGUUUAAAACAUGCGACGAAAACGACACCAUGGCGGUUCAAGAUAAGGAUGGUGUGUUUGAUGCGGGUGCUACGAUGGCCAAGAAGCUUAUGCAACAUAUACACGCUCCCAGGGAUAUCCUCGAAGGGUCCACCCCAGAACGCACCAAUGAGUGCUUCGAAGCAGCUAUAGCGCACUGGUACAGACAGGGUGUGCAGGCGCGUGAGAAAGCCGCGUUGAACUUCGCGAGUAAGUACCAUAUAGUACCCGGCAGACACUACGAUAGCUUAGCGUUCAGGGAUUCCGUGUUUCAGAACUCGAAUUUCCGCGCGCAUCAGUAUGUCACCCAUUUGGUCACGGACUGGCCGUACUACGUGGACAGCUGCUUCGGGGGUUUAGCGGUGUACCGGUUCGCCAGUAUGAAGGGGUGCCAGUAUGACACGGAGACCAGGGAGUGUGAGCACUCGUCAAUGCACCAGUGUAUGGCUGAGAAGGGUAGAGGCAAGGUCUUGUUCAAUCCGGCCAUGGUGGUGAAGUACGUGAUGGGAACAGGAACACCGAAAAAGACGUGAUAACUGGAACCGAUGAAGCACAAGGCAGUAGCGCUAGGACGGUGGAGUGUACGUGUAGAUGGAUGUGUAGAUCAGAAGGGGCCGUUGCUAUAUGGAUAAUGACUUUAAGAAGGUUAAAAGUAUAUAGUUAUGUGGGUUUGCAAGGUCGCAGGUACUGUGCACUCUAACUUGAUUGCGAGUAUCACUCUACUAGUAUACAGCCGAGUCUGGGCUGGUUACCGUGGUUCGCAAUCCGAUACUAAGCACAUAACUUUUUACGAAAAUAGUUGUGGUAUUGAGGUCAAGGUGGUGAUGGUUGUGGUGAUUAGGUGCAGAUGCAUCCAAACCAACCAGACAGUAUGGUACUAUAUCCCUCUUGAAGGAAGGUGACGGUGGACGGUAUAUAUGGCGUGGUAUAUAUAGAUAGCUCUACUCGUUCGUACUGCCAGGUGCGUAGCGGUGGAACGGUGCACCAUGCUUUAAAUGAUAUACAUUACAUAUGGGGUUGCUUUACACGACAGCGCAGAGACUCAUCUCUUAGUCUGUCGGCAACGCAGAAGCUGCAAUAUAGCUGUAGUUACACUUGUCGGCGACGCAGGAGCUGAAACAUUAGAAGCUGCAAUAGUAGUACGCUGGACGUAUACUAAAAUACUCUAUAGCUAGAGGUGGGUCAGCUAUUGUCAACGCCCAUAUAACAUAUAUGCCUGACUAUAGGUGCUCGUGUGCGUACGAUAUGUACACAUGCACGAGGCGUUUUGUGUGGCCAGAAGCGGCUCAUAUCAUCACAGAGAACUCUUGUCUAGUUCACAAUAGAUCUUACGGCUGUAGUGCCCCUCACCACCUGUAGUGGGGCUUGUGCAGCCGCAGGAGCUUCCCACCCCUCUAUGUGGGAAGUUGAAGGAAAUAAAGAGAGCUAUGUAACCCU
Sphaeroforma arctica JP610 is the source of this 3254-nucleotide messenger RNA. RefSeq lists its product as hypothetical. The record is from RefSeq and is a predicted model, not a curated record. Lineage: Eukaryota; Ichthyosporea; Ichthyophonida. The transcript has a single exon. The coding region runs from base 434 to 2350 and encodes 638 amino acids.